AUGGCCCCAUUUCCUUCAUUCGAUGAUCUUCCAUUGCGUAAGGAUGGCCCUCCUGGUAAUGCCUGGGGUCUUUUUGGAGACAAUGAUGAAUGUGGAAUGUUGAAUCGAAUUACCCCAGAGGUCGUCAAUGCCGCAUCGAAGGAAAUCAAGGAUGGCGUCCGUAUUCCGACUGAUCUACCCAUAGACUUUAUGUCUAAGCCGUGUUUUGGCAGAGCGCCAUUUCAGCACACGAUCAAAAAUAAAACGCCACGAUCGGUUAAUGAUGAUACAAUUGUGUUCAAUACCCAGAUCAGUACACAAUGGGAUGGAUUUAGGCAUUUUGGUUAUCAAGAAUCCAAAAAGUGGUUCAACGACCACACUCUAGAAGAUAUUUUGCAAACGAAACUUGGGUUGAGCAAGGGGGGGAUUGUGGGACGCGGAGUGUUACUAGACUAUGCGGCCUGGGCAGAGGCCCAGAAUAUCGCUGUCGACCAUUUUUCGCCACAUUCGAUCUCUGCUGCCACGCUUCAAAAUAUUGCAGAUACUCAGGGCACGGAGCUCCAGAAGGGGGACAUUCUCUUUGUCCGCACUGGAUGGGUUCGGGCUUUUACCAAUCUGUCGACCGAGAAAGCGAUCGCGUUGGCGGAUACGACAAAUCCUCCAGCGAUUGGAUUAGAGUCAUCCAUAGCGACAGCUCGCUGGUUGUGGGAAACAGGAUUUGCGGCUGCAGCUGGUGACCAGCCCAGUUUUGAGGCAUGGCCUUGCCAAAAUCCAGAGUACAUGUUGCACGAGUGGCUGUUGGCUGGUUGGGGCAUGCCAAUUGGUGAGAUUUUUGAUCUAGAGAGGUUGAGCGAAGAGUGUAGGCGCCGUGGACGGUGGUCCUUCUUUUUCAGCAGCAUGCCACUUAGAGUCCCUGGUGGUGUUGCUAGUCCACCAAAUGGGGUAGCAAUCCUUUAA
Messenger RNA from Penicillium manginii, 936 nucleotides. RefSeq lists its product as uncharacterized. NCBI's taxonomy places the organism in Eukaryota, Fungi, Ascomycota, Eurotiomycetes, Eurotiales, Aspergillaceae. The record is from RefSeq and is a predicted model, not a curated record. The transcript has 3 exons. Gene Ontology annotation, molecular function: arylformamidase activity. The coding region runs from base 1 to 936 and encodes 311 amino acids.